This is a messenger RNA of Brachypodium distachyon (stiff brome), 2041 nucleotides long. Its product is annotated as ruBisCO large subunit-binding protein subunit alpha, chloroplastic. The transcript is spliced from 8 exons. Lineage: Eukaryota; Viridiplantae; Streptophyta; Magnoliopsida; Poales; Poaceae. The coding region runs from base 107 to 1843 and encodes 578 amino acids. Gene Ontology annotation, biological process: protein refolding. The record is from RefSeq and is a predicted model, not a curated record. Gene Ontology annotation, molecular function: ATP-dependent protein folding chaperone; ATP binding.
CUCAUCCCUAAACCCCCUCACCGUUCUGCGUUCAAGUCCUCCUACUCCUUCUCCCCCACCCUCCACCUUAUCCUCAGCCCAGCACCCGCCUGCUCGGCUACCUCUAAUGGCGUCUGCCAACGCCAUCUCCACCGCCUCCCUCCUCCGCUCCUUCUCCUCCCAGGGCAGGGUGAGGAGGUCCAGGAACGGCCGUGCGCAGCGGCUAGUGGUGCGCGCGGACGCCAAGGACAUCGCCUUCGACCAGAAAUCCCGGGCGGCGCUCCAGGCCGGCGUCGAGAAGCUCGCCAACGCCGUCGGCGUCACCCUCGGCCCGCGAGGGAGGAAUGUUGUGCUGGAUGAGUAUGGCAGUCCCAAAGUGGUGAAUGACGGUGUUACUAUCGCUCGUGCUAUUGAGUUAGCUAAUCCAAUGGAAAAUGCUGGUGCAGCAUUGAUUCGUGAGGUUGCUAGCAAGACCAAUGAUUCUGCUGGUGAUGGGACUACAACUGCUUGUGUCCUUGCUAGAGAAAUCAUCAAGCUGGGCAUUUUGAGUGUAACUUCUGGUGCGAACCCUGUAUCACUUAAGAAAGGAAUAGACAAAACUGUGCAGGGUCUAAUUGCAGAGCUUGAAAACAAAGCUAGGCCAGUCAAGGGCAGUGGUGAUAUCAAAGCCGUUGCCUCUAUCUCUGCCGGCAAUGAUGAACUUAUUGGAUCCAUGAUUGCUGAUGCUAUUGACAAAGUGGGUCCAGAUGGUGUCCUUUCAAUUGAGUCGUCUUCAUCUUUUGAGACUACUGUUGAUGUUGAAGAAGGAAUGGAGAUUGACCGUGGCUACAUUUCCCCUCAAUUUGUGACAAACCUUGAGAAAUCAGUGGUGGAGUUCGAGAAUGCUAGAGUUCUUAUAACUGAUCAAAAGAUCACAAGCAUAAAGGAAAUUAUUCCACUUCUGGAGCAAACUACACAAUUGAGAUGUCCUCUGUUUAUUAUAGCUGAGGACAUUACUGGUGAAGCUUUGGCAACUCUUGUUGUUAAUAAGCUCCGAGGAAUUAUCAACGUUGCGGCAAUCAAAGCCCCAAGUUUUGGUGAGCGGCGGAAGGCUGUCCUUCAGGAUAUUGCCAUCGUGACAGGUGCUGAAUUCCUAGCGAAAGAUCUUGGUCUGUUGGUUGAGAAUGCAACAGUAGAUCAACUUGGUACAGCAAGGAAAAUUACAAUUCAUCAGACUACAACAACCCUCAUAGCAGAUGCAGCUAGUAAAGAUGAGAUCCAGGCGAGGGUUGCACAGCUAAAGAAGGAGCUUUCUGAAACUGAUUCUAUCUAUGAUUCUGAGAAAUUGGCAGAGAGAAUCGCAAAGCUUUCUGGUGGUGUGGCCGUGAUCAAGGUUGGAGCUGCAACCGAGACAGAGCUCGAGGACCGCCAGCUACGAAUUGAGGAUGCAAAGAAUGCCACUUUUGCCGCGAUUGAGGAGGGCAUUGUUCCUGGCGGUGGUGCAGCGUACGUGCACCUGUCUACUUUUGUCCCGGCGAUCAAAGAAACAAUCGAAGACCAUGAUGAGCGCCUUGGUGCUGACAUCAUUCAGAAGGCACUGAUAGCACCUGCGUCGCUAAUCGCGAACAAUGCCGGAGUUGAAGGUGAAGUGGUGGUGGAGAAGAUCAAGGAUAGCGAGUGGGAAAUGGGUUACAAUGCGAUGACCGACACGUACGAGAACCUGAUCGAGGCCGGUGUCAUCGACCCAGCCAAGGUGACAAGAUGCGCUCUGCAGAACGCCGCCUCGGUGGCCGGGAUGGUCCUCACCACGCAAGCGAUCGUUGUCGAGAAGCCGAAGCCCAAGGCAAAGGUGGCCGAGCCAGCGGAGGGACAACUCGCCGUCUAAGCGGUAACACUCCUCAGGUCUCUGUUUAGAUGUGGUUUUGUUCAGAUCACGUGGUAGGAUUUUUGGUUGGGAUCAAGUGAAAGGUCCAGAGUAGGGCUACCAUUUUUGUGAAAUCGACGGCAACCUUGCCUGAUCUGAUCUGAACCCGGAAAGUAAUUUGUACCAUCAGUUUUGAAAUAAAUCUGUGGUGAUACUCUA